Fusarium fujikuroi IMI 58289 is the source of this 1905-nucleotide messenger RNA. RefSeq names its product probable flavoprotein-ubiquinone oxidoreductase. The coding region runs from base 1 to 1905 and encodes 634 amino acids. Gene Ontology annotation, molecular function: iron-sulfur cluster binding; electron-transferring-flavoprotein dehydrogenase activity. The record is from RefSeq and is a predicted model, not a curated record. Gene Ontology annotation, cellular component: mitochondrial inner membrane. The transcript has 2 exons. Gene Ontology annotation, biological process: electron transport chain. NCBI's taxonomy places the organism in Eukaryota, Fungi, Ascomycota, Sordariomycetes, Hypocreales, Nectriaceae.
AUGUCCGCCCCACGACCAGUUUCGCGAUGCCUCCAGCGCAGUUCGAGGGUGCUUUCUCGCUCCCAAGUUUGUCCCGCCAGAUCUAACCUCUCUAUCGCCACAAUUUCAGCUCGAUCCUCUAUCACAAGAAGGACAUCUACUACAGUAUGGUCUGGCGCAAGAGUUCCAAUGGCUUCUCGUGCUUUUAGCACUACCUCUCGACUUCGAGAUGAUGACCAAGAUUUCGACCCCGCGAGCGUUGAACGAGAGUCCGACGAGGUUGAUGUCUGUAUCGUAGGAGCUGGUCCUGCUGGACUCAGCGCCGCCAUUCGCCUCAAGCAGCUUGCCAAUGAAGCUGGAAACGAGGAUUUUCGGGUACUUGUCCUGGAAAAGGCUGGCGACCUCGGCGCUCACAUCCUCUCUGGAGCUGUGAUCCAGCCCACCUCCAUCAACGAACUUAUCCCUGACUGGCUCGACGAGAACAAUCCCAAUCGUUUCGAACAUGCCACUCCUGCUGGCACUGACCGUAUGCGAUUCCUCACCAAGAACUCUGCUAUACCCAUUCCAGCGCCUCCUCAAAUGACCAAUCAUGGAAAUUACAUUGUUAGCUUGAAUCAAUUCGUAAAAUGGCUUGGAGAGCGGGCCGAGGAGAUUGGUGUUGAGGUUUACCCCGGAUUCGCUGCCUCUGAGGUCGUUUAUGCUUCAGAUGGCUCAGUUAAGGGUGUCGCCACCAACGACCUUGGGGUUGGGCGUGAUGGCAAGCCCAAGGAAACGUUUGAGCGAGGCAUGGAGUUCCAUGCCAGAGUGACCAUGUUCGGUGAGGGAUGCCAUGGAAGCCUGAGCAAACAGGUUAUCAACAAAUUCGAUCUGCGCAGGGACAGCCAGCAUCAGACUUACGGCCUUGGUGUCAAAGAGGUUUGGGAGAUUGAUCCUGCCAAGUUUGAAAAGGGGCUAGUUGUGCAUUCGAUGGGUUACCCGCUACCCAAAGAUGUGUACGGAGGCUCUUUUAUGUACCACUUUGGCGAGAAUCUUGUUCAGAUUGGUCUCGUCGUCUCGCUUGAUUACUCGAACCCUUGGAUGUCCCCUUACCAGGAGUUCCAGAAGCUGAAGCGGCAUCCCUUGUUCCGUGAUGUUCUCGAGGGCGGCAAGUGCAUCUCGUAUGGUGCUCGAGCUCUUAUCGAGGGUGGCUUCCAGUCUAUUCCCAAGGUCGCUUUUCCAGGUGGUGCACUCAUUGGUGACUCGGCUGGUUUCGUCAACGUUCCGAAAGUAAAGGGCACUCACAAUGCCAUGAAGUCAGGCAUGCUUGCCGCCGAGGCAGCAUGGACUGCUAUUAGCGAAAAGACCGAUGAAGGCACAGUAUUCUUGUACGACUACGAGAACAAGUUGAGAGAUUCUCCCAUCUGGAAAGAACUCAAGGAGGUGCGCAACAUGCGACCAUCUUUCCACACUCCUCUCGGUCUCUAUGGUGGCAUCAUGUACUCUGGUCUCGAGGCUUAUGUCUUCAAGGGUCGCGUUCCCUGGACACUUAAGCAUAAGACUCCCGACCACGCUGCUACCCUUCCCGCCGAUAAGGUCCCCAAGAUUGAGUACGAGAAGCCUGAUGGCAAGCUCACUUUUGAUAUCUUGACGAGUGUUUCCCGAACAGGAACCAACCAUGAGGAGGAUCAACCAGUCCACUUACAGGUCAAGGACUGGGACGCUCAUACUGAGUCAACAUACCCUCCUUUCAAGGGCCUGGAAAACCGAUUUUGCCCAGCUGGCGUUUACGAGUAUGUUGAGGACGAGUCAAAGCCUCAUGGCGUGCGCUUCCAAAUUAACGCACAGAACUGCAUCCAUUGCAAGACGUGCGAUAUCAAGGCUCCUCACCAGGAUAUCAACUGGCAGGUGCCCCAAGGAGGUGAAGGUCCUAAAUACUACAUGACCUAA